AGAGUGGACUAAACAUCACCUCUCUCUCUUUCUCUCUCUCUCUCUCUAAAUUCUGGGCCUGGAGUGUAGUGCGGAAACGUUAAGAUUCUCCGAAGAAUACCGUGGGUCUUUCUUGGGAAAAUCUUAAGCUCUGAGCUAAAAUUUCGCGGAGAGUGUCAAAUUACUGAAAAUGGGUCGGGCUUAGAUCUGUUGGAGAAACUAGUCCAUCAAGAAUUGAGCCACAGAUAAUCUCAAGACCACCUCCGCUGAAGAUCAAUCAUGUCCAACACACUAUACUACCAGCCGAUGCAAGAAAUAGAGGCCUGUGGUUUCCCCCAGUUUCAGACUUUAGACCACCAGUUGUGCUAUAGUAACAGCAGCCAUGGGAAGACUUCCCUCCUAAAUUACGCUACGCUGGAAUCAUCGCCUUCAAAUGGCUUUUACACCGUUUUCAAUUCCCCAACUUUCACUUUCUCGCCCGGUGGAAGUCCCACAUCACAGCAAGAGUCUCACUCAGAUAAAAACUAUGGGUCCCCUAUAAGUGUAUCAUGCGUAAGUGAUGAUGUGAACGCAUUAAACCACAAGUUGCGCGAACUGGAAAGCGUGAUGCUUGGACCUGAUUCUGACAUACUUGAAAAUUAUGAGAGUGUUUUACAAGGAGAUAUAGAUAUAGCCUCAGCGGACAUAGACAGCUGGAGACAAAUAAUGGAAUCAGUCCCCCGAAGGAGGGACUUGAAACAGGUUCUCAUUGCAUGUGCAAAAUCAAUAUCGGAAAAUGAUGCCUUUACUGCACAAAGGUGGAUUGCCGAGCUACGUCAAAUGGUGUCGGUGUCAGGUGAACCAAUCGAACGGUUGGGAGCAUACGUGUUGGAAGGCCUCGUCGCGAGAUUGACAUCUUCCGGGGGUUCCAGGGGUUUGAAAUGGAAAGAACCGGCGAGCAAUGAUCUUCUCUCCUACAUGCACAUCCUGUACGAGGUUUGCCCUUACUUCAAAUUUGGAUACAUGUCAGCAAAUGGAGCCAUUGCAGAAGCAAUGAAGGAUGAGAAUAAGGUCCACAUAAUUGACUUCCAAAUCAGUCAAGGAAGUCAGUGGGUAACCCUAAUCCAGGCUUUUGCGGCACGGCCUGGUGGGCCGCCCCAUAUCCGUAUAACGGGUAUCGACGACCCAGAAUCAGCAUACGCCCGUGGAGGUGGGCUUAACAUCGUCGGACAGAGGCUAUCUAAGCUUGCUAAGUCAUUUAAGGUGCCAUUUGAGUUCCACUGUGGAGGCACAUCUGCUACCAAAGUUCAGGUUGAGAAUCUAGGGAUCCGAGCCGGCGAGGCAGUUGCGGCAAACUUUGCAUUCGUGCUUCACCGCAUGCCAGACGAGAGCGUGAGUACUCGGAAUGAUAGAGACUGUUUAUUGAGGCUAGUUAAAAGCCUUCCUCCCAAAGUUGUUACCCUGGUUGAGCAAGAAUCGAACACGAACACAGCUGCGUUCUUUCCGCGGUUUACUGAGGCAUUGGAUUAUUAUGCUGCCAUGUUUGAAUCAAUCGACGUGACACUUCCGAGAGCACAUAAGGAGCGGAUCAAUGUCGAGCAACACUGUCUGGCGAGGGAUGUUGUGAAUGUGAUUGCGUGCGAGGGGAGUGAAAGGGUGGAGAGGCACGAGGUUCUUGGGAAGUGGAAGUCGCGGUUUAGAAUGGCCGGGUUUACUCCCUACCCAUUGAGCUCUUUGGUGAAUGCAACCAUAAAAACACUGCUGGAGAGCUACUCAGACAAAUAUAGUCUUGUAGAAAGAGAUGGAGCGUUGUAUCUCGGUUGGAUGAAUCGAGACUUGGUUGCUUCUUGUGCAUGGAAGUAACACGCCAAGAGGGCAGAACAUUUAAUUUUCCAUGUUUUAGCUUUUGUAAUACUCCCUCAUAAACGUACGUCCGUUCGGCUGGCCGCCUUUCGCCAAUCAAAUGAAACAUGUUGUUUGUUAUGUAA
Molecule: messenger RNA, 1946 nt
Organism: Rhododendron vialii
Lineage: Eukaryota; Viridiplantae; Streptophyta; Magnoliopsida; Ericales; Ericaceae
Product: scarecrow-like transcription factor PAT1
Exons: 3
Coding region: 259-1821 (520 amino acids)
Biological process (GO): regulation of DNA-templated transcription
Cellular component (GO): nucleus
Molecular function (GO): sequence-specific DNA binding; DNA-binding transcription factor activity
Source: RefSeq, a predicted model, not a curated record